GAUACCUAAAUUCACCUCACUAUCAUUCUCUAUUAAACCAUGUGUCGAAGUGAAACAGGCCACAAACCGGUCUGUUACUACCCCCCAAAGACCCCUUUUUAGCGACAGUCGCCGCUAACAUUAGCUAGCUUGCUAACGUAAAUCAAAUAAAUAAAUAAAGGCACGACUCGGCUCGGAAGUUAGCCAGCCGCAGGCAGCAUGAAGCGCACGGGGAGGAGACGGAGCUCUGUGUGGGACUGCUUUGAACAAGAGGGGAACUUCGUCCGCUGCAUGAAAUGUGACGCCACGCUGAAGUACUGCGGCGGAGCCACCAGCUCCAUGAUCAACCACAUGAGCAGGUUCCACCCGUCCACUCCACCGCUAGACGAAGACGAGAAGCCGCUCAUUUGCACCGUGCAGUGCAACGAGGAGGACAACGCCGCUAAUUCGGACAUCAUGCAGAUUGCUAUCAUGUCACCCAGCAGCAACCCCCCCGAGCGUGACUCUGGAGAGAGGAAGCGCCUGAAGCGGAGCUCCGUUUGGGAUAUUUUCAUCAAAGUGGACGACGAGGUUCACUGCACGAUGUGCGACACCAAGCUGAAAUACAGGAGCAGCACCACCAGCAUGAUGUACCACAUCAAGAACAAGCACCCGGACACUAUGCCCAAUGAUGGCGUGUCAGUGGCGACACAUGCAGAGGUGACUGAACUCAUCUCCAGAAUGAUCGAGAAGGACAUGCUUCCCAUCAGCGUGGUCAGCGGUGAUGGGUUUCGUGAGCUGCUUGCAUACACUGUGCACAAUUAUAAAAUGCCAUCUCCUGGAGAUAUCACGCGUCUUAUUGAAGGCCAUUUCCAUGAGAAAGCAGAGGAGCUUGCGAUGCAGCUGGGCAGAGUGGAGAAAGUGGCUCUCACUGCUGAUUUCUGGACAGCCCUCCCAUUUCAGAGGUACAUCACAGUUUUCUGUUCGUUCAUCACAGAGGACUGGCAGGGGAGGUCAGCUGUGCUGCAGACGCACAAGCUGUCAUCAGACAGCCACAUUAGUACAGCCAGUGUCACAGAGAGGCUUCUCAACACCGUGCAGAACUGGGGUAUUGCUGGGAAAGUGACUGCAUGUGUUCAUAACAACACACAGGACAUCCUGUCAGCCCGUGUCACCUGGGACUACGCCACUUGCUUUGCCACCACAUUGCAGCUCGCAGUCAGCGACGGGCUGAGCGAUGAUCUAGUCCGCAUCAUUGUUGCUGCAGGCAAACUAGUCAGGCACUUCAAUCACAACUUGCUGGCAAGUGAGGCCUUGGAGCAGAAGCAAGUUCAGAUGUGCCUGCCACAGCACAAGCUCAUCCGGUCCAGCAAAGCCAGAUGGGACACGAUCUGCGAUAUGUUUGAACGGCUACUUGAGCAACGGUGGGCAAUUAAAGCUGUCCUCUCUGAUCGCACAGUCACCAACAGACAGGAAGCCCAGGUCCUUGAGAUUGAAGAUGACUGCUGGCAAAUAAUUGAGAAUUUCACACCUGUGCUGGCAACGCUGAAAUGGGCAACAACGGUCAUAUCUGCUGAGACGGAGGUGUCAAUUUCAAACAUCUACCCGAUCACGUUCAGCCUCAUUCAGACUCACCUUGGGCCAAGAGAGAGUGACAUUGAACAAGUCUCUGAGUUCAAGGUGAAAGUUCAGAAGUCACUUAGAAAUCACAUGGAGGUUGACUCGAACGACCUCGCCUCCAAACCAGCCCUGAUUGCCUCUAUGCUGGACCCCCGUCACAAACAUCUCAGCUUCCUGACGCCGACGGGGAGACUGGCUGCCAAGGUUAAACUGCAUGAACUGGUUUCAAAAUUAGAUGUCAUAACUACUACAGUGGGCCCAAAGGAUGAGCAGCAGGAGACCCUGAUCACACCUGACAUUAGCCAGGUGGCUAUGCCCUCACAAAUGAGAAGCAACACCAAAAACACCAUGAUGUUGCUUCUAGGAGACAACUACAGUUCCUCCUAUGCCACAGACUCUGAGGCUCAGGUAGAUUACUACUUGAGAGACAUCGCGCCCUCGCUGGACAUAAACCCUCUGGACUGGUGGAAGGUAAAUGGACCGAGAUUCCCGAAACUGGCCACUCUGGCGAGACACUAUUUGUGUGUGCCUGGUGUAUCACUGCCAUCUCUAUUGUCCGAGGCUGGACAAACAUUUGCCACAAUGCGUACAAGACUGAGCCCAGAGCAUGUUGACAUGAUGAUCUUUGUAAACAGAAAUGCAUAACUUGCAUGACCACACAUGAUGGAGACAUACCUCCAAAUACUAGAGUAAGAUUACUGUAGUGCAGCUACUGGAUAUGCUGCUGCAAAUAAUGCUACAAACAUUCUGUCAAUAAUAACUUUUUCUCCCAAUAGUUGCUGUGAACUGAGCUGCAGUCAAAUACUUAACUACACCUAAAGGCGUUUCCCAGCACUAAAACCCAGGAUUUGUCUCAUCGCCUCACUUCACUGAUGGCUGACAUUCCUGGUUUAAAACAGUGGACAGGAGGCCAGUAGUACAAUUAUGUCAGUUGUAUCUGAGCAAACACACUGUGACUUCGAAUCCUCGCCAUUCAACAAUCAUCAGGCAAGCGCCUGGAGGAGGCUGCUAACAGCGCAUCAAACUGCAGUAUUUUAUAUGCCUCGGUAACACUGGUAUUACGUUUUGUACAUUAUGGUUACAGACACAUUUAUUAAAUUAGAUUUCUUUGCAAUAGACUAUAAAUCAAGCUAAAAACCACAAGGACAAACAUGAUGAAGAAAAGUGUCCCUUUCUAACUGACAGCAUACUGAAUAUUUGGUCAAGUUUCUAUCCGUAUUGAUAAUACAAACUAACCACGAUAUAAUCACCAGUAUUAAUGUGAUGUCUGUUGUUUCUCUCAGUAUGAUAAAAUACAUACAGCUCCA
Chelmon rostratus (copperband butterflyfish) is the source of this 2885-nucleotide messenger RNA. Its product is annotated as E3 SUMO-protein ligase ZBED1-like. NCBI's taxonomy places the organism in Eukaryota, Metazoa, Chordata, Actinopteri, Chaetodontiformes, Chaetodontidae. Bases 199 to 2223 code for a protein of 674 amino acids. The record is from RefSeq and is a predicted model, not a curated record. The transcript has 2 exons. Gene Ontology annotation, molecular function: DNA binding; protein dimerization activity.